Molecule: messenger RNA, 1269 nt
Organism: Sclerotinia sclerotiorum 1980 UF-70
Lineage: Eukaryota; Fungi; Ascomycota; Leotiomycetes; Helotiales; Sclerotiniaceae
Exons: 3
Coding region: 1-1269 (422 amino acids)
Source: RefSeq, a predicted model, not a curated record
AUGUUUCUUUCCCGUACUCUCGCAGCUGUUAUACUAGCUUCAUCUACGAUAUCCGCUCAACAAGUCUCCCACUGCUCGGAUGAUGUAUGCUUUGCCGUCAACGUACCAGCCUCGGCUGCUUCGAGUGGCUCAGGAGACAUAUAUAUCCAAAUGAGUGGACCGAAUACAAUGUCUUGGAUAGGCAUUGGACAAGGUUCUGCUAUGAGAGGUUCCAAUAUCUUUGUCAUGUAUGCAGAUUCGACUGGGAAUAAUGUCACACUCAGUCCUCGGCGAGGUGUUGGGAAUGUACAACCAAACUUCGACGGAUCUACUCAGGUUACUCUACUUGAUGGUUCCGGAAUAAUAAAUGGUCGAAUGAUAGCUAAUUUUAGAUGCUCGAAUUGUAAUAGCUGGAAUGGUGGAUCAAUGAGCUUUGUCGAUGAUUCCUCUCAAUGGAUUUGGGCGCAUAGGACCGGACCUGCAUUGUCAUCCGACAGUGUUAAUGCAAAUAUUGGAUUUCACGACGGAUAUGGAUUCGCAAGUUUGAACUUACAGACGGCUGCUGGCGGAGAAAGCGCGAAUCCAUUUUUGACGACUGAAGCCGUUUCUACACCUACCCAAACAUCAUUUGGAUCUAGUCAAGCCGCCACUGGACUUUCCGAUUAUACAAAAGUUCUCAUCGCACACGGGGUCUUGGGUUCCCUUGCCUUCGUAAUUUUAUUCCCUUCAGGUGCGAUAGCAAUCCGGAUCUGCAAUUUCCGCAAUUUGCUCUGGCUCCAUGCCGGAUGGAUGAUUGGCGCUUACAUGAUUGUACUUACAUCACUUGGAAUGGGUGUAUGGUUGGCCAAUACACGUCAACUUCUAGGCUCAGCCCAUGCAAUCAUAGGUCUUACUGUUGCUGGAUGUUUGUUACUUCAACCCAUCUCCGGAUUGACGCAUCACAUGCUCUACAAGCGUCACGGUGGUCCAAGUAUCGCAACUUAUCCUCAUGUAUGGUGGGGCCGUGCGGUUAUUACUCUUGGUAUCAUCAAUGGUGGUUUGGGUCUGAGAUUAGCAGGUAAUAGUAAAGAGGGCGAGAUCGCGUAUGGAGUAGUAGCGGGUUUUAUGUGGGUUUUGUGGAUGGCGGUUAUUCUUCUCGCAACAAUGAAAAGCAGAAGUCGCCGUGGUGGUAGUAUGGACCGACGUGGAAACUCGGUGAUAAAGGAGAAGUCCAGCACGGAAGCAUCGUACUUUCAUGAUCAAACGCCGCCCCCUCAGUCUAGCAGCCUGCCUAUUUCUCAUCAUGCCUAG